AUGGUAAUGGUGUCGAAGGACAUAAAGAAAUUUGUGUUGGAUGAUUCCAACAAGAUUUCUAAAGUAGCUUCGUCAUAUAUUUUAGAUGAGGUAUCGGUAAUGGAGGAAAUUAUAAGCAAACUAAUAGCGGAGAGAGCGGAAGCUAGAGGUAGGGGGAAGGAAUGCAGAGCAUUGGUAAAAUUAAUGGCGGUAAUGCCUAGUAUAACUAAUACAGCUGUACCACAGGCUAGUGUGAAUAGUAAGGUGAUGCAGCCUGUUGUAAAACAAAAAGUGGAGGUUAAGACAUUUGCGGUAGCAGUAAAGAGCGAUAAAGGAGAGAAAGUAGAAGAGAUAAUGAAGAAGGUAGAUGAAAUGAGUAGGGAUUUGAAGACGGUGAGAGUAAGGACGGUAAGAAAAAUAAAAGAUGGGGUAGUUAUAGAGGCAGCAACUCAGGAAGAUGCUGAGAAUAUAAGGACAAAAAUUAAAGGAAAAAAUUUAAAGAUAGCGGAGGCAAUAAAAAUAAAUCCGAAGGUAAUUGUAUUUGAUGUGCCAAAAGAAAUUACUGAUGCGGAGUUAUUGGAAGAUUUGUAUAACAAAAAUGGAAUGUCGAGGGUAACGGUGGAAUAUUUUAAUAAUUGGGUUAAAGUAGAUGGUCGGAAGAGAAUGAGGCAUGAUUUGGAUAAUGUGAUAUUAAGUUUGAACGAUGAGAUUGCGGAAUAUUGGAUAGGAAAAGGAUAUGUGUAUGUAGGAUGGAGGUCUUGUAAAGUAAAGGAGGUAGAUAUUGUUAAGAGAUGUUUUAAAUGUUGCAGUGUGCAUCAUAGGGCAGAUCAAUAUAUGGAUGAUGUAAUUAUAAAAUUAACACAAGUACAAACACAAAGUCAAAGUAUAAAUAAAGAAAAUUCAGACUUGCCUAGCGAGCAUGUUGAUGGGCAGAGCGUAACAGAUUCUGUUAUUAUAUCAGGUGAAGAAACACCAGCAGGAACUGACAAUAAAGUAAGCAAAAUAGUGAAUAAUGAAUAUAUAGAAGCUAGUCAAAGAACAAUUGGAAAUGAAGCUACAAAAGUUUCAAGUGAAAGUCUUGCUCAAUUUUCUGCAGCUAAAGAAAUUAUAAUAAAUAUGCUCAACUCUUCUAAAGAGAGUACAAAUCGUAAAAAAGCAGCUAUAGAAGCCUUAGAAAUGAUGACCAGUGCAUUUAUAAAUAUGUUUACUUAUACUAAUCAGAAGGCAGCUGAAUUGAGAGUAUCAGACACUCUAGAGUUACUAAAUCAGAAAAUAAACGUCAUAAGCACUAAGAUUGAAAAUAUAAAGAAGCCUACAUUUGCAGAAGCUGCAGCACUUUGCCCUAAGACGAUAGGCAUACCUUUGGGAAAUGGGAAAAAAUUUACUCCAUCAUCUAAUAAUAUAGUUUUAAUUUAUCCAAAAGAAGGAAAUAAUGUUAUUAAAUCCAGCAUAUGA
Messenger RNA from Phaedon cochleariae (mustard beetle), 1434 nucleotides. Lineage: Eukaryota; Metazoa; Arthropoda; Insecta; Coleoptera; Chrysomelidae. The record is from the annotation of a GenBank genome assembly.